AUGGUUGGAUACGUGCCGGCUCACGUGACCAGCCGCCUCAUCAUGGCGGUCCCUACAGGACUGGUAGUGUGGCUGGGAUCCCAGAACUACCGGGCCGGGCUUGUGGUGUGUCUGAUGACGUGGUUUAGCCUGUACGUGGGGUGGGGCUCCUACAUGUCUGUAGGGGACGAUAUCACGGGCUACAAUAGCCGUUCCGGUGUGUUUGACUGGGCUCUUGGCCGCCAGAUGCAAAACUGGUCUUAUCCAAGAAGAGUGGUGAGAGACUAUACCGGCAUGUCUCUGCGCGGACUGGUAUGGACCACGCCACAGGGAUACGUCCUGUACCACCUCGGGCUGGGCUGGUGUCCUUCCGCCAGCGGCGCCCUGAUGGGAUUGGUGUACUUCGCCGGUAACCAUGGGAACGUGACGCUGUGCCACCACAGCGCAUGCUCCGAGUACCUGUGGGGCUUCUGGGUGUGGCUGGUCUUGCUGACGUCAUCGCUCUACGGCGCCGUCACCAGAGCGAGGGCGAGUUACCCGGAUGUGCACCCAGAAUCCUCUCUGGUGCCCCCGCCGAGUUCGAAACUGGACUCGACCUUCUCCAAGGUCGUUUUCGAACUUUUUCACCUCGUCUUCGGUCUAAUCCUCGGCUGCUCGAUUUGCUACUACGCUCUAGUAGAGCAAAACGACUUGAAAAACAAAGGACAGACAUUUUUGGAGGAACUGUACUGCAAGUUGUCACCAGCCACAAACACUUAG
This is a messenger RNA of Branchiostoma belcheri (Belcher's lancelet), 738 nucleotides long. RefSeq lists its product as uncharacterized. The transcript is spliced from 7 exons. The coding region runs from base 1 to 738 and encodes 245 amino acids. The record is from RefSeq and is a predicted model, not a curated record. NCBI's taxonomy places the organism in Eukaryota, Metazoa, Chordata, Leptocardii, Amphioxiformes, Branchiostomatidae.